Messenger RNA from Dipodomys ordii (Ord's kangaroo rat), 4956 nucleotides. RefSeq names its product ATPase, class VI, type 11A (gene Atp11a). Gene Ontology annotation, biological process: phospholipid translocation. The record is from RefSeq and is a predicted model, not a curated record. Bases 1 to 3897 code for a protein of 1298 amino acids. The transcript is spliced from 29 exons. NCBI's taxonomy places the organism in Eukaryota, Metazoa, Chordata, Mammalia, Rodentia, Heteromyidae. Gene Ontology annotation, cellular component: recycling endosome; trans-Golgi network; endoplasmic reticulum. Gene Ontology annotation, molecular function: ATPase-coupled intramembrane lipid carrier activity; ATP hydrolysis activity; magnesium ion binding.
AUGGACCUGGUGCUCUCCACCAAUUCCCGUGGUCAGCACAUCAUUGACCAGGUGCUCUCCACCAGUCCUCCCCAUAGUCAGCACAUGGACCUGGUGCUCUCCACCAGUCCUCUUCAUGGUCAACACAUGGAUCUGGUGCUAUCCACCAGUCCUCUUCAUGGUCAGCACAUGGACCUGGUGCUCUCCACCAGCUCCCUGCAGUUCUCUGGAGCUGAGGUUCAAGAUGUGGGAGACAUGAAAGAACCGGAGCUAGACCUCAGGCAGUCCACUCACGAGCCUGCCAUGUGCUCCUCAGUGUGGCAGUGUAGCCUGCUGCACCAGUAUGAGAACUUAGUUCUACAAUGGUGUGCAGGAGAAGAGAACUGGGUGGACAGUCGGACCAUCUAUGUGGGACACAAGGAACCCCCUCCAGGAGCUGAGGCCUACAUUCCACAGAGAUACCCCGACAACAGAAUUGUCUCCUCCAAGUACACAUUUUGGAACUUCAUUCCCAAGAACUUAUUUGAACAAUUCAGGAGAAUAGCCAACUUUUAUUUUCUCAUCAUCUUUCUCGUACAGUUGAUCAUCGACACCCCCACAAGUCCAGUGACCAGUGGGCUCCCUCUCUUCUUUGUCAUCACUGUCACCGCCAUCAAGCAGGGUUAUGAAGACUGGCUUCGUCACAAGGCAGAUAAUGCUAUGAACCAGUGUCCUGUACACUUCAUCCAGCACGGCAAGCUGGUUCGGAAGCAGAGCCGGAAGCUGAGGGUCGGGGACAUCGUCAUGGUCAAGGAGGAUGAGACCUUCCCCUGUGACUUGAUCUUCCUUUCCAGCAACCGAGCCGACGGGACCUGCCACGUCACCACCGCCAGCCUCGACGGAGAGUCCAGUCAUAAAACCCACUAUGCGGUGCCGGACACCAAGGGCUUCCACACAGAGGAAGAUGUCGACAGGCUGCAUGCCACCAUCGAGUGUGAGCAGCCGCAGCCCGACCUCUACAAGUUUGUGGGACGCAUCAAUGUUUACAAUGAGCAGCACGACCCUGUGGUGAGGCCACUGGGGUCAGAAAACUUGCUUCUCCGAGGAGCCACGCUCAAGAAUACGGAGAAGAUCUUCGGUGUGGCUAUCUAUACAGGCAUGGAGACCAAGAUGGCCUUGAACUAUCAGUCCAAGUCCCAGAAGCGCUCUGCUGUGGAAAAGUCAAUGAACGCCUUCCUCAUUGUGUACCUCUGCAUCCUGAUCAGCAAGGCCCUGGUCAACACUGUCCUGAAGUACGUGUGGCAGAGCGAGCCAUUCCGAGAUGAACCCUGGUACAACCAGAAAACCGAGUCCGAGAGACAGCGGAGUCUGUUCCUCAGGGCCUUCACCGACUUCCUGGCCUUCAUGGUCCUUUUCAACUACAUCAUCCCCGUGUCCAUGUACGUCACAGUCGAGAUGCAGAAGUUCCUGGGCUCCUACUUCAUCACCUGGGAUGAAGACAUGUUUGACGAGGAGAUGGGCGAGGGACCCCUGGUCAACACUUCUGACCUCAAUGAGGAGCUGGGGCAGGUGGAGUACAUCUUCACGGACAAGACAGGCACGCUCACGGAGAACAACAUGGCCUUCAGGGAGUGCUGCAUUGAAGGCCAUGUCUACGUGCCCCACGUCGUCUGCAAUGGGCAGGUCCUCCCCGACUCAGCCGGCAUCGACAUGAUCGACUCCUCCCCAGGAGUCAGCGGGAAGGAGCGGGAGGAGCUGUUUUUCCGGGCUCUCUGCCUCUGCCACACCGUCCAAGUGAAGGAAGAUGACCACGUGGACCUUGGGGAUGGCCCCGGGAAGUCACCAGACUCAGCCAAGUCCUGUGUGUACAUAUCUUCCUCGCCUGACGAGGUGGCGCUGGUUGAAGGUGUGCAGAGGCUUGGCUUCACGUACUUAAGGCUGAAAGAUAAUUUCAUGGAGAUACUAAACAGAGACAACGACCUGGAGAGAUUUGAAUUACUGGAAGUUCUCAGUUUUGACUCUGUGAGGAGGAGAAUGAGUGUAAUCGUAAAAUCUGCGGCAGGAGAAAUUUACCUGUUUUGUAAAGGAGCAGACUCUUCUAUAUUUCCCAGAGUCAUAGAGGGCAAAGUGGACCAGAUCCGCUCCAGAGUGGAGCGCAAUGCGGUGGAGGGACUCCGAACCCUGUGUGUGGCCUACAAACGGCUCGCUCCAGAGGAGUAUGAAGGUGCCUGCGCACUGCUGCAGGCUGCCAAGGUGGCCCUUCAAGACCGAGAGAAAAAGCUGGCAGAAGCCUACGAGCAGAUCGAGAAAGACCUUGUUCUGCUGGGUGCUACAGCUGUUGAGGACCGGCUCCAGGAGAAGGCUGCAGACACCAUCGAGGCUCUGCAGAAGGCUGGCAUCAAGGUCUGGGUGCUCACUGGGGACAAGAUGGAGACCGCCGCGGCCACCUGCUAUGCCUGCAAGCUGUUCCGGAGAGGCACACAGCUACUGGAGCUGACCACCAAGAGGAUGGAGGAGCAAAGCCUGCACGACGUGCUGUUUGAGCUGAGCAAGACAGUGCUGCGCUGCAGUGGGAGCCUGACCAGGGACACCUUCUCGGGACUUUCAACAGACAUGCAUGACUAUGGUUUAAUCAUUGAUGGAGCCGCACUGUCCUUAAUAAUGAAGCCACGAGAAGAUGGGAGUUCCAGCAACUACCGCGAGCUCUUCCUGGAGAUCUGCCGGAACUGCAGCGCUGUGCUGUGCUGCCGCAUGGCGCCCCUGCAGAAGGCCCAGAUUGUUAAGUUAAUCAAAUUUUCAAAAGAGCACCCUAUCACGUUAGCCAUUGGUGAUGGAGCAAAUGACGUCAGCAUGAUCCUGGAGGCCCACGUGGGUAUAGGCGUCAUUGGCAAGGAGGGCCGGCAGGCGGCAAGAAACAGCGACUAUGCAAUACCGAAGUUCAAACACUUGAAGAAGAUGCUCCUUGUUCACGGGCAUUUCUAUUACAUUAGAAUAUCUGAGCUUGUGCAGUACUUCUUUUAUAAGAAUGUCUGCUUCAUUUUUCCUCAGUUUUUAUACCAGUUCUUCUGUGGAUUCUCACAGCAGACUUUGUACGAUACUGCGUAUCUGACUCUCUACAAUAUCAGCUUCACUUCCCUGCCCAUUCUUCUGUACAGCCUGAUGGAGCAACAUGUCAGCAUGGAUGUGCUGAAGAGAGACCCAACCCUGUACAGAGACAUCGCCAAGAACGCACUGCUCCGCUGGCGGGUGUUCAUUUACUGGACAUUCCUAGGAGUAUUUGAUGCGUUGGUAUUUUUCUUUGGUGCUUAUUUCAUGUUUGAAAACACUCCAGUGACCAGCAACGGACAGAUGUUUGGGAACUGGACCUUCGGGACCCUGGUGUUCACCGUGAUGGUGUUCACUGUUACUCUGAAGCUGGCACUGGACACGCACUACUGGACCUGGAUCAACCACUUUGUCAUCUGGGGGUCACUGCUGUUCUACAUCGUCUUCUCCUUGCUCUGGGGAGGGAUCAUUUGGCCUUUCCUUAGCUACCAAAGGAUGUACUAUGUGUUCAUACACAUGCUGUCCAGCGGGCCCUCCUGGCUGGCCAUCGUACUGCUCAUCAUCGUCAGCCUCCUCCCGGAUGUGCUGAAGAAGGUCCUGUGCAGGCAGCUGUGGCCCACAGCAACUGAGAAAACCCAGAACGUGCAGUUCCAGAACCAUGUCUCAGAAUUCACCCCUCUUACCUCUUUGCAGAGCCCCAGCUCUCAGCACCCUGGGUGCGUGGUCACCCCACGUGGCUCUUUCCCUAGGCCCGUGACCUGUGUGUUCUGGAGGAGCGAGGAGUACUCUGCUCUCUCGCCCUUCCCAGGCCUCCCAGCCCACUGCAGAUCCAGUGUGAGGCUUGGCUGCUGGGGGUCCGACCUGGAGACCCCACGCAAUGGCCCCGGACCCUAAGAAUACCCCAGGGGCAUAGUGCAGACUGCAUGCUGGCGUGGAGCACUGCAGUCUGUGUCCUGGGCCUGGUGGCUCUGCAUCCUGUGGACUGUGAAAAGGGACCCUUGCCCUGGUUCUGUCUUGUGUCCUGCUGCACAAGGCUGACCCUGCUUGGGUGUCUACCCUCCUGUCACUGUCGUUGUCUGCUGUCCCUUGAAGAACCGUCCACUGGUCUGUGGCCCUGUGGGUCCAUGUCCGCCCUGCAAUCAUGUCCUGCUGCUCCACACUGGCCAUUCUCCUGAGAACUCUGUCCUUCUCCCGUGGGAAGUGGCCAUGCCAAGCAUGGCUGGUGGUGUCUGCGCUUGACCCACAGCCCUGUGGUGCCCACACCCAAGUCUAAGUGAUUUCUCCAGCUGUGUCCAAUUUGUGUCUAAGCAGCGGCUCAAGGCCAGGACUUCAUUCCCCAGCACUGGCUGCUCUGGAGGAGGACCUUGUGGGGGGACAGGCCGCACAGCCAGACCAGCCCCUCAAAAGCAUUGCAGCAGCCACCUGCUGCUCACCGGGGUGACAGGUUCGGUGUGCCUGUUUGCAAAACUGGGUGAUGGAGGAGUGGCUUGGGCACCUGGGAAGACCUGCCCUCAGCUGGGGUGAGCCUGGCCCCCGAAGCCUGUCCCAACCCCAUGUGGCCCUCUGGUCCUGGCAGCAGCGCCCUGCUCAGCACGUCCCAUGCCAGCGUGCCAGUGUGCCACCCGCCACUCCCUCCUUGCAAGCCCUCCUGUGCCCGAGGAUUCCGUCCAGGGUUUUUUUGGGUGAAUGGGCAAUCAGAAUGCUGCUGGACUGCGGAGUUCCUGUUACUUCCAACACCAUGAUUUCUACUUAUAGAAGAAUAUGCAAUUAGCCUUAAUGUUCUUAACUUAGAGAAGGUUUCAGUGUGAGGCUCAAGCCUCAGACGUGAAUUAGAAGGCCUUAGCCCAGGGCAGCUGCAACUGGCCGUGCAGCAGCUGGCAGGGGUGGUGAUGGCGUCGUGGCUCCAUCUCCGCUCGAGAGCUGGUACUCGGGACUGCAGAUGCGACUUGUGUG